GGCGGCAAGGAGCGGCCCAUCGCCACUCUGUCCCACCACCCUGAAUUUUGAGAACGAGCUGAGGAAGUAGCAGGAAGGGGCCAUGUCAGGUGCAAUGCAGGAAUUGGGCUUCUAUUCACAAUGAAUCAGGAUGGAGACACGUGUGACAAAGCAGUAACUCAGCAGAAUCCUUAAUCACCAGACCAGCAAGAGAGAAGCUGCAGAAUACACUGCAAGAAAGCAAACCAACUUCUUACUAAUUGGUCUGAUCUGGAAGAAAAAUACAUCAAUUCAAUAUGCAGGAAGUGAUUGGUUUCUGCAGAACUGUAUCUCCAGGAGUGAAGCAUUUUAAAUGUAGGUGUUUUAGUUUUUAGACGUCUCUCAAGUAGACUUUCUGAUGAAUCAACCUCACGGCCCACAGAGGUGACAAAGAAAUAAAGAAGGGAAAGAGAAAACAAACCCUUGGAAUAUAAACUUUGUGGCACUUUUGAACUGAACUUUUGGAAUAUACUGUUUCUGAACUGGGUGACUUUGGUGAUUUAUUAAUGUAAAAGGUUUUCAUUGAUGUUCUGAUACUCAUUGCUGGGAAUAAUACAUGAAGGAGAGCUAUGGACUACUUUGUUUCUUAUUCUGAGAAACAGUGCUUUUCAGAAUUAUUUGACUCUUCUGAUGGGGAGGAGAUGGAAGAGGAAAGGAUGGAGAGAUAUGCAGCAGAUUUAGAGAUGAAUCCUUUUGAUGGAUUGCCGUUCUCUUCCCGUUACUACAAACUUCUCAGAAGAGAGGAACUUCCAGUCUGGCAAGUGAAAUAUGCUUUCAUGGAAAGUCUGCAUCAUCAUCAGAUUGUGAUUGUUUCAGGAGAUGCCAAAACUGGUAAGAGCUCCCAGGUGCCCCAGUGGUGUGCUGAAUAUUCUCUUUCCACUCAUUUUCAACACGGAACAAUUGUGUGCACACAGACACAUAAACACACAGCAGUAUGGCUGGCAUUGCAAGUAGCUGAUGAGAUGGACGUCAAUAUCGGUCAUGAAGUGGGUUAUGUGGUCCCAUGUGAGAGCUGCUGUAAUAGUGAAACGAUCCUGAGAUACAGUACAGAUGACAUGCUACAAAGAGAAAUGAUGUCCAAUCCCUUUCUGAGCAAUUAUGGAAUCAUCAUUUUGGAUGAUGUGCAUGAAAGAACUCUCCCAACAGAUGUAUUGCUUGGACUCCUUAAAGAUGUAGUGAUAUUAAGACCCGAGCUGAAGCUAAUUGUAAUUACAUCUACUCAAAUGUGCACCAAACUACAGACAUAUUAUGGCAAUACGUCUCUCAUAAGAGUGAAGAGCAGAUACCAGGUGGAGGUUGUGUAUACCUGUUGCAUUCAGAAAGAUAAUUUCUCUUCUGCUUUAAGACUGCUUUUUGAGAUUCAUAACUCUAAAGAGAGAGGUGAUAUUGUGAUCUUUCUGGCCUGUGAACAAGAAAUUGGAAAAGCCUACAAGAUUAUUCAACAAGAAGGGCCUAAUUUAAAUCCUGAACUUGGUGAAUUGGUCCCUGUUCUUCUCUAUCCCAGUGAAAGAGAGAGAAUCCUCAAGCCAAAUGAAGAAGGGCCUUGCAAAAAUUACAGGAGAAGAGUGUUGCUAACUACAAGCUUUGGGGGAUCUUUGGUUUGGAUUAAAACUGUGGCCUUUGUUAUAGAUGUUGGGAUAGAGAAAAGAAAGGUAUACAGUCCUCGAAUCAGAACAGAUGCUGUUGUGAUACAGCCCAUUAGCAAAAGCCAAGCUGAGAUGCGUAGGCAAAUUCUGGGCAUGUCUUCAGGUAAAUGUUUCUGCCUCUACCCUGAAGAAUUUACAGAUAAUGAAGUGAAGCUGCUACCACCGGCCAAAAUUCAGGAAUCCAACUUGACCAGCAUGGUUCUUUUUCUGAAAAGAAUGGAUAUUGCAGGCCUAGGCCACUGUGAUUUCAUGGAUAGGCCAGCUCCUGAAAGUCUCAUGCAAGCUCUGGAAGAUCUGGAUUAUUUGGCUGCCCUGGACAAUGAUGGAAACCUUUCAGAAUUUGGAAUAAUAAUGUCAGAGUUUCCUGUCGAUCCACAGCUGUCAAAGGCUAUUUUAGCUUCGUGUGAAUUUGACUGUGUGGAAGAAAUGCUCACCAUUGCUGCCAUGGUAACAGCUCCUAGUUGCUUUUUAAACCCACCACAGGGAACAGAAGAGAUUGCAGUCGCUUGCUGGCAAAAAUUCUUGCAUCCUGCUGGAGAUCAUUUUACCCUUAUCAAUGUCUACAGGGCUUACAAGGAAGCUAGGACAAGCUCCACAGGCCUGUACUGUAGUACUGAAAAGUGGUGUCAAGAGUAUUUUCUGAACUGCUCUGCACUAAGAAUGGCGGAAGCUAUCAGAGCUGAAUUGGAUGACAUUAUGAAACGAAUUGAACUCCCAAUUUCAGCACCUGCUUUUGGAUUGAAAGAAAAUGUACUGAGGAUAAAGAAAGCACUCUUGUCUGGUUACUUUAUGCAAAUAGCUCGUGAUGUUGAUGGUGCUGGAAACUAUUUAAUGUUGUCACACAGGCAAGUAGCCCAGCUUCACCCUCUGUCAAUAUACUACAACACUGCAAGGAUCCCAGAGUGGGUUGUGUUCCAUGAAUUCAGUAUUGCUGAAAACAACUCUCUAAAAAUCAUCUCAGCGAUAUCACCUGAUCUAUUUGUGGAGCUGGCACCUCAAUACUAUUUUAGUAAUCUGCCUGCCAGUGAGAGCAAGGCUAUUCUGCAGGAAGAAAUCAAUCAUUUAUCACCCAUUUCAACAACAGGCAAGGAAGAAAAAACAAACAGCAAAGAUAAAGAAUAUAAAAAAUAUCCUGAAACACCUGCCGAACAGCGAUGCAUUAUUCAAUAAGUUUGCUAUCCCAAACUGUGUUGAAGUAUAUAACCUCUAUGUACAAUAUAUUCCCAACACCAGCUUUUAUAUGACAUGAGAAAUGAUUUUAAAACAGAACAAAAUCGCAGGAGUUUUUUGUUAUUAUCUUUGACAACAUGGAAACAACCUACAGUUAGUUAGAAAAGUGUUCAACAAUUAUUAAAUGAUUACUGUUUUGAGGGGGGUUUUAUUGCACUUGUAAUCACGGAUGUUUCAAAAUGGCAAUUCUCUGCCAAUAAGAACAAGUUGUGUAGGUGAUGUACUUUAUGAGAAUAUAAAGGAGAUCCUGAAAUAA
Molecule: messenger RNA, 3150 nt
Organism: Podarcis muralis (Common wall lizard)
Lineage: Eukaryota; Metazoa; Chordata; Lepidosauria; Squamata; Lacertidae
Gene: DHX32
Product: DEAH-box helicase 32 (putative)
Cellular component (GO): spliceosomal complex; intracellular anatomical structure
Molecular function (GO): helicase activity; RNA binding
Source: RefSeq, a predicted model, not a curated record